Messenger RNA from Ostrinia nubilalis (European corn borer), 3067 nucleotides. RefSeq lists its product as uncharacterized. The coding region runs from base 1889 to 2977 and encodes 362 amino acids. The record is from RefSeq and is a predicted model, not a curated record. Lineage: Eukaryota; Metazoa; Arthropoda; Insecta; Lepidoptera; Crambidae. The transcript has 6 exons.
UUUAACCGACAAUGGCCAAAACGGAGUCUCAAAAUAGUAGUAAAAAAUUUUCUGUUAUAAUAUGUGGGGAAGUAUUUGCAAAACCAUGGCAUGGUUCCAAUGGGAACUUUAUAUGUUGCGUACCAUAAGCCUUUGUUUUGAAUUUCAACUAUUUGAUCCCAAUGCUUUUUCCAAAUGUGUAUACUUCUUUCCUUCAAUAGAGGGACUAUAUCAGAAUGCGGUAUAGAAAUAUUAAGACUAUUGGAGGAGUCCGGAAUAGUAUCUGAAAAAUUGGUUAUAGAUCUAGCUAAAAAGUCAGCUCUUUCGUUUCCUAACACGCCAACAUGUGAAGGUACCCACAUAAAUGUAACCUUUAUAUUCUGAACAGUGAACAAGUCUAACCAGGAUUCUUUAAUUAAAGCGAUAAUAUAAUUAGAAUUAGCAUUAAAUUUAUUACUUUUGAGAUUUACAAGUACACUCAUGCUAUCACUAACUAUUACCCAGUCACAACAUCCCUGAUUUUUUUGCUUUAUGUGUUUUAAAGCUGCUAAAAUAGCUAAGGCCUCGGCUGUAAAUAUACUUGUAUUUGAAUUAAUUUUAUAACCAAUACCAGAAUUUGAUAGUCUAUCAAAUACAGCAAAUGACACUGCAGACUCAGUUUUAGAACCAUCAGUAUACAAAAACCUAUGACCAGUCAACUCAGAAAAUUUCUUGUAUACAUCUUCUUUUGUGGAUAAAUCAUGAUCAAUGAUGGUGUUAAUUGCAGGAAAUUUGCUAUUAUAAUCUCCCAGAUAACAUGGGAGAAGAGAAGAUCUAUGAAUUUGAAGUGUUUCAAGAAAAUUUACAUAUUGAGUAAAGCCCAGGAGUAAGUAUACAGGAUUACGAAUUGAAGUUGGAGGGGACUGUUUCAAAUUUAAAAACAGAAAUAUAUACAACCAAGUCAUCAGCAAAAUGAAGACUUUUGACUUCUGUACCUAAAAUUAAGUUUAAACGACGAAUAUACAAGAUAAAAAUCAAUGGAGAGAGAAUUCCACCUUGACAAACACCAACAGAAGCGUAUCUUGGACCAUAUAAUCUACCAUCAGACUUAGCAUAUACUUUUCUUUCAGUCAAGAACUUGUGAACCCAAUGAACUAUUUUGUUAGGAAUUCCAAUAGAAAGUAAUUCAGAACAAAGAACAUCAAUAUUGACACUAUUAAAGGCUCCAGCAACAUCAAAAAAUAUGGACAUUAAAAAGUUACUAUUAUUAAAGCUAUUCUGAAUGUCAAGCUGUAGCUGACAUAUACUUUCACGUGAAGAUGUUCCCCUUCGGAACCCAAAUUGAUUAGCAGAUCCUUGACAUAGGAGUGCACCGGUUAAAGGAAUUGCAUAAUUCAACCCAGCUAUUUUUAGAUCUUACUGUUUUUAUGGAAGGUGGUAGCUGCCAAGUGGAUCAUUAUGUACAGACCAAUCACAAGAAAGAGCUAAUGAUGGUGAAACCUCAGAAUACGGAACAAACCAGAAACCGUCAACGGGCGUAAAUGUGUAUUCAUAUAAAGUACUCCAAAUCGCACUACUUUGACUUUAAAGCAAUCAGUCAAUGGCCGGCGCGCGCAUUGUUUACAUAUCCGUCAGAUUGACACUUUAUAAUUAAAUUAUGCCGUCUUGUGCCGUUCCAACAUGUAAUGGUACGUUUACACGCUUGCCAAGCCUUGGCAAGCCCCGACAAUCACAAGCGUGUAAAGAAGGCGUUUGGCUUGGCUUGCGUGAGCUUGUGGGCGCUUGCUUCCGAUCCAGUCGAGUGUCGGUUUUUUGACGCAGAUCAAAGGGCGUUUGCGGCAAGCGCUUGGGACGCAUUUACACGUUGGUCCACGUUCAGUGGGCAUUGUGAUCUCGCGGCGAGUACACGCUUGUACGGACAAAAUAAAAAAUGAGUAGCUGGUCAAAUGACGAGUGUCUUUCCUUCCUCGAGCAUUACCAGAUGGAAUCCUGCAUCUGGAAUCCGAAAGAUGCAAAUCACAAAGAUAAGAAGAAACAAGCAGAUGCAUGGAUUCGUCUCGCUCAACUUACCGGAAGGCCAGUGAAGGAAGUAAAAAAUAAAAAAGAGAUAUUGAUGACUACUUUUCGCAAGCACUUAAAAAAGAAACAGGAAUCUAUGCGUUCUGGCGCAGGUGCCGAUGAAAUAUACAAUCCCACUUGGUAUGCCUACGAAAUCAUGGAGUCAUUCUUACUGCAAGUAUAUACUUGUAAUGAAGGGUUAAACACCGAAACUCAAUCACAACAAAUAGAAGAAAUUACAGAUCAGACAGAGGAUGAUCCUCUGAUAAGAGACCGCACCAGUACGGCUACCACACCAUCCAGACCACCAUCUAGAUCACCAUCCAUACAGGCAGUUAAUAAACGUCGCCGCCUUGCUUCUGAUUCUGAAACGGCUGAAAAGCAAAUGGCCGUGGCUUUUGGUCAAUUAACGAAUGUUUUAAGUCAAAAACAGAAUGAAAAUAGACCUCCUUACAAAGAAGAUGAUUGCGAUCUAUAUGCUAAAUUAUUGGCUAUAAAGCUACGUGAACUGCCAAAUGAUGAACGAAAAAUUAUGAUGUACCAAAUAGAUGGGUUGUUUAUAAACAGAAUCAGUCAAAAAUCAAAUGAGCGUCAUACACCAUACCCUCAAUAUUAUUCUCGACCUUCCUCAAUUGCUGGUUCAUAUUCACGCCAUACACCAUCUCCUCAAGUCAUUCAGAGUCGGCCAACAUCAGUUAAUAGCGUUUAUUCUGAACCUAUACAUAACACUCAAAGUUUUUUUCCCUCUCCAUACACAGAAACCUCUCAUUCAGUGCCAAACACAACAGAACAUAUACCAACUCCAAUACCUCCAGCUCCAUCUACAUAUUCUACAUCAACAGCACCCCUGUCAUCUAUUCGUAUAAUAUCGGACCAAAUCCUCAACCCACCCCCGCGAGACACCAACAUUAUAAACUUAGCUUUAUUGAAUGCUUUCGAAGAUUUUGAGUCGUCAAAAUAAUUCUUAUUUAAGGUUAAAUAUAAAGUUAAAUAAUUAAGCUGUAAAAAAGUUUCCUAUGAAUCAAUUAAAACCUAAACAAAUGUAUAACAA